AAUAUAUUUUAAGCAUAAAAGCCUAUAAUUUAAAAAUUAUGGCUGUCAAAUAAAUGAACGCUUAUUUAAUUAAAUGUCAUGUAAAUGUGGAUAUGAUGUGCUAUAAGAAGUAGUAUAGAAAUAUAAAACAUGAAUUGUCUCUAAAAUCAUCCCCUAUUAAGAUAAAAAUAUUCAUACGAACUUCAAAGAAUAAAUUUUUAUGUUUAUAUCCUGUUAUUUGAGUAAAAACAUGGUGAACAUAGAACAUCGUCCCACACUUUAACAUAUAACAUAAUAUAUUACAGGCUACAGGCGUGCAUACUAGUAUAAGUACGCCUACAUUUGUUUCAUUUGUUGGGUGAUUUUAAACUUAUGACCUACUUGAAUUAAUUUUAAUUUAAAACACUAUAAUCAGCGAGAAAAUGUUGUUCAACUUAUUUAUAGUUUAGGCAUAAAUAUUUCUAACGUCGAUAAUGGAGUAAGCUCUAUUGGGACCAGACUAGAAGGCGGUUCAAGUUUGAAAAAAACUGCAGAAAUGGCGUAUGCUAGCAAACACAAUGAUUUUAAUAAAAAGCCGACUGAUGAGCGCAAAUCGUCAAGCGGUUCAGAUUCUUUCACGGGAGAUGCACGUAGACUAAGUGAAGCUGGUGUAAGACGUAGCUCAGGAAACAGUGUUGUUCUUACAGAAGAUACAGACAAAUUUAUAAUCGGAAAUCGAAUUUGGGUGGGUGGAACUAAACCCGGGCAAAUUGCAUACAUAGGCGAAACCAAUUUUGGAAACGGGGAUUGGGCUGGUGUAGUACUUGAUGAACCAAUUGGUAAAAAUGAUGGGUCCGUGAGUGGAACUAGAUAUUUUCAAUGUGGACCUAAGAGAGGCAUAUUUGCUCGUCUGACUAAUCUCACCUCUUCUCCUUUGAGUUCUGUUGAAGAUUCAAUGGUUCAAAAUUCAUUUGCCGCAACUAAACCAUUAGGGUUUUCAACUCCUAUGCCUAAACGGCAAGGUUCAACUGUGACAGCUACUAAAACUGUUGCAAAAAGUAUUAGUCAAACACCUAUUCCCAAAAGUAGCAGUGAUUUAAAAAUUGGCGAUCGUGUAAUUAUCAGCAGUGGACAAGGAUCUAAAUUGGGAGUUCUAAGGUAUCGUGGUGCAACUCAAUUUGCGCCUGGAGAAUGGUGUGGUAUCGAAUUAGAUGAUCCUCUUGGAAAAAAUAAUGGAACUGUUGAAGGAAUUAGAUAUUUUGAAUGUGAAGAUAAAUUUGGUUUAUUCACUCCCAUUGCUAAGGUUACCAAAUCGCCGAUGUCUGCCAGUCGAAUGUCGACCAAUUGUGCUAUUCACAAGACAAAACGUUCACCAGGCUCUAUGAAUGGAUCUAUGAUCAGUGGUAUUACAUCAACUACCAUGUCAUCAAUACCUACUCGGGUAAGACUUGGAGUUGCCUCUUUAUGCUACAAGCCAAUGAAAGUAUCAGAUGCAGAUCGAGUAAAAUUACAAUUAACUCAAAAAAAUAAUGAAAACGAACUCCUUCGUUCACAAUUUAUUAAAGCAGCAAAUCAAGCAGAAGUAGCUGAAAAAAAGUUAGAGGAAAUAACAGCUCAAUUUAAACAGUCGUCAGAAAUUCAAGCCAAUGGUGUAAUAAUGCUACAAAACCAAUUAGAUACUAUAAAAAAACAAAUAGAUGAUGAAAGAGAAAAAGUCCAAAAUCUACAAUUCACCAAUGAAGAACAAAAUGUUGUUAAUAUUGAAUUACAAAAUAAAAACACUGAACUUUUAAUAAAGAUUAAAGAACUAGAUUUUGAUUUGGCUAAAGAACGAAAUCUAGCUAAAGAUGUAGAAAAAGAAAAAAUGAAGAUUUUUGAAAAAGAAGAAGAAUUAUGUAGAGUAAAAGAAGAGUUAGAAACUCUAAAAAAAUUAAUAGACAACAAUGAAGAUGAAUUACAAAAAUCAGUUUCCAAUUUAAGUUCAGAAGUAGUCGAUAAAGAAGCAAUUUUAAAUACAUUACGUCAAACAUUGAAUGAAAAUUCUCAUACUCAUGAUCGUUUAUUAAAGGAAGCUAAUGAAAAUUUAUCUGCUACCACAGAACGGUUAACCAAAGUAAUAGAAGAAAAAGAAAAAAAAAUUGAACAGAAUCAAGAGAUGAUUGACCAAUUAAAUGAAGGUAUAAAAUGUUUAAGUGCAUUAAAGAAUGAAGAACAUGAUGAUAUUGUAAAUAAUCUUAAAAACGAGUUAAUAAAAUUAAAAGAUGAAUACAAAGUAAUCAUUGAUCAAAAAGAACAAGAUAAUAAACUAAUUCAAGAAAAUCAUAUCAAAAUUGAAAAUGAACUCAAACAAGAAUUAAAAAGUUUUUCAGAAAAUAAAAAUCAAGAAAUUGAAGAACUGCAACAAAAAAAUUUUGAACAAAUUGAAAAACUUGAAAACUUUAAUCAAAAUAUAAAUACAGAAUUAAAAGCAGCAUUAAAAUCUAUACAAGAUCAAACAACUGUUAUAGCAAAUUUAGAGAAAAAAUAUAAUGAUUUAGAACUUCAACAAAAUUCCACUAGAAAUGAAUUAGAAAAAGAACUUACUACAAAACUCAAUACUGUUGAAAAUGAAUUAACAUGUUUAAAAUCUGAAAAAUUUAUGUUAGAAGAAAAGCAUGAAAUUUAUAUGAAAGAAACAUCAAAUGCAACAAACGACUUGGAAAAUAAACUAAAACAUAAUAAUACUUUAAUAGAAAAUCUAAAUAAAACAUUAAAUGAGUUAACUUUAUCAAAACAAAAUGAGUUAGAUUCUAUGAAAAAACAAAUAUUGGAGUUAGAAGGAGAACGCUAUGAAUUAUUAAAACGACAAAGUUUAGAACUAGCCACUAAAGAUGAACUAAUAAAUACACUAUCCAAUAAACUUGAACUUUCAUUAACAGAAAAACAAAAACAAGAUUUAAGAAAUGCUAAUUUACAGACUGAAUUAACAAAUGAAACUACUAAGUAUCAAACAACUAUUAAAGAUUUACAAAACAAAAUUAAUGAAUUAGAAGUAAAUAUUGUAUCAAAUCGCGAAUCAUUUAAAUCAGAACUAGAACUAUUAAGUAAUGAAAAAUUAACAAGCACAUCAGAAAAUUUGAAUCUUUUAGAAAAAUUGAAGUCUCUGGAAAAUUCAAAGUUGAAUCUUGAAGAAAAAUUAGUUUCUAAUGAAAUACGCAUACAAGAUAUUCAACACUUAAAUGAUGUAAUUGAAGAAAAAAAGAAAAUUAUAGAUGAUAAUCAAAUAAAAAUCAAACAGUUAGAUACUUUUGUCAUACAAACCAAAAAUGAAUACGAAGUUAUUUUAAAACAAAAAGAAGAAGAAAUCAAGGAACUGUUAAAAAUUGGAGAAGAAAAGAUGGAAAUAGAAAAGUUGUCGUUAGAAGAAAAAACUAAAGUUAUAUUGGAUGAUAAAGACAAAGAAAAUUCAAUUCUUCUCAAAAAAAUUGUAGAUUUAGAAAAUAUAAAAAAAGAUUUGGAAAUACAAUUAGAAAUGGGUAAAUCACUCGAACAAGAUUUGAAACAAUCAAAUGAAAUAAUCAACGAUAAAAUUAAAACUAUUAAAGAUAACGAUUUGAAGAUUGAAGAGCUGAGUAAUUUAAUUAAUCUAACCAAAAACGAAUUUGAAAAUAAAUUACAGGUAAAGGAAAUUGAAAUCAAAGAUUUAUCAAAAAUAGCAGAAGAAAAACUAAUCAGUGAAAAGAAACAAAUUGAAAAACAGACUGAGGCAAUGUUGGAUGAAAAAAAUAAUGAAAUAUCCAAACUCAUGGAAAAACUUAGUAUUCUGGAGAAUUCUAAAACAAGUGUCGAGCAACAAUUAAUUGAAACCAACAAAAAACAAGAAAAUAUGAUAGCUGAACUAAAAAUGUCAAUUGAAGAGAAAACAAAACUAAUCAAUGAUAAUAAUAUAAACAUUGAACAUUUAAAUAGUCAGAUUGAACAGUGUAAAGAAAAGUAUAAUUCAGAGUUGAAAGAAAAAGAAGACAAAAUGAAAGAGCUUAAAAAAGUAGGGGAAGAGAAAUUAACCGAAGAAAAAUUAAUAUUAGAAAAACAAAAUAUGGUCAUAUUGGAUGAAAAAAAUAAUGAAAUAUCCAAACUCAUUGAAAAACUUAGUAUUCUGGAGAACUCUAAAACAAGUGUCGAGCAACAAUUAAUUGAAACCAAUAAAACACAAGAAAAUAUGAUUGCUGAACUAAAAAUGUCAAUUGAAGAGAAAACAAAACUAAUCAAUGAUAAUAAUAUAAACAUUGAACAUUUAAAUAGUCAGAUUGAACAGUGUAAAGAAAAGUAUAAUUCAGAGUUGAAAGAAAAAGAAGACAAAAUGAAAGAGCUUAUUAAAGUGGGGGAAGAGAAAUUAAUAGAAGAAAAAUUAUUAUUAGAAAAACAAAAUAUGGUCAUAUUGGAUGAAAAAAAUAAUGAAAUAUCCAAACUCAUGGAAAAACUUAGUAUUCUGGAGAACUCUAAAACAAGCGUUGAGCAACAAUUAAUUGAAACCAACAAAAAACAAGAAAAUAUGAUAGCUGAACUGAAAUUAUCAAUUGAAGAGAAAACAAAACUAAUCAAUGAUAAUAAUUUAAACAUCGGGCAGCUGACUAGUAUGAUUGAGAAGUGUAAAGAAAAGUUUAAUUCAGAGUUGAAAGAAAAGGAAGACAAAAUAAAGGAGCUUAUAAAAGCAGGGGAUGAAAAAUUAGUAUUAGAAAAACACAGUAUGGUCUUGUUGGAUGAAAAAAAUAAUGAAAUUUCAAAUCUCAUGGAAAAACUUAAUAUUUUGGAAAAUUCAAAGUCAAAUUUGGAGAAACAAUUGGAGAUUUACAAAAAUCAAGAACAUGAUAUAAUAGAGUUGAAGAGAGCUGUUCAAGAAAAAACUAAAAUCAUAGAUGAUAAUAAUUCUUUUGUAGAUGAAAAAAAUAUAGAAAUUCAAACAUUAAAAAAUCAAUUACACGAGCUUGCAGAAAAUAAUACAGAAAAAGAAUUGAUGUUGAAAUUAGAAUCUAUUAUGAAUGAAUUAGAAAAGGAGAAACUACGGGCAAUACAUUUAGAGGCACAAAAAAUUGAGUUGGAAAAAACUUUGUCACAACAUAAAACUGAAUUAGAGUUAUUAGAAGUAUCCAAAAUGAAUAUGCAAGAAGAUAUGAUUAAAACUAUUGAAAAACAACAAUGUCUCAAUGCAGAACUAACGGCUAAAUCUAUAACUGAAUCAGAACGGUUAGAUGGUGAAAAAUUAAACAUUCAAAAACAAAUUGAUGGACUACAGGUGGAGUGUUCUAGGCUACAAUCAACACUAGAAGAAAAGAACCAUGAAAUCAAAAAUCUAAAAACUCAAAUGUCUCAAGAGUUGAAGCCUGCUGUUUCUGGCAAUGACGAAUUGAAUCAGUUGAAAGCUUUACUUGAAAAGGGUCACAGUGCCCAAUCUCAUUUGGAAUUCCGUGUUCAAGAGCUAACUGAUGAAAACCAUCGUUUGAAUGAACGUAUUGAAGGUGACAGUAAUCUACUUCAGAAGAAUCAUAACAUUAUACAAGAAAAUUUCAACAUUGAAAAAAAAUAUGAAGAAACUUAUAAUAUUUUAAAAAUUAAAGAAAAUCAAAUUUUAGUAUUGCAAACAGAGUUGAAUACUUGGAAGUUAAUGGAUACAGAGAAAUCCAAGGAUAAUAAUGCUCAAGAAAAAACAGAUAAAUCUGAAGCCCAUUUAUUAGCAGAAAAAAAUCAAGAAAUUAAAAUGUUGAAUUCAAUAAUAUUAGGCUUACAUAAAAAGUUAUCUGCUGUUAUGGAAACUGAUGUUUCUGAAUAUGAAAUUGAGAAAAACCCUCAGAGCGUUUCAAAAGAAGAUUAUCAAAAAUUAUACAAAACAGCUAAGAACAAUGUUAAACUAAAGGAGUGUGAAAAUUUAUCAUUGAAACACGAGAUUAAUAAGCUAAAAACAGAAAAUGAUCGUUAUGCAGAGUUUAAAACAAAAUGUGAAAUGUUAGAAAAUGAUAAAAAAGCACUUCAAAAAUUGAUAGUUAGUUAUGAUAACUCCAUUCCAACAAAUGUUAAAAGUGAAAAAAAUGAUACUAAAUCCGAAACUGAGAAAAUACUUGAGGAAAAAGACUGGCAAAUAAAUUUGUUGAAUAAUAUAAUUGCCGAUCUUCAUGCCAAGGUGUCGGAUAAUAAAUUUAAAAUUGAAGCAUUAGAAACACAAAUUUUAGACUCUGGAGUAGAUCAAAGCAAAAAAACACGUAUAAGAACUACUCGUCUCUAUUGUGAAACAUGUGAAAUAUUUGAUUCUCAUGAUACCGAAGAUUGUCCUGAAAAACCAGAAUCUCCAAAAUUACAAAGGAAACGAAGAGUAGUUAAUGAUGGUUCAAAUAGAAUGGUUGAUGAACCAUUUUGCGUAUGCUGUGAUAUGUUUGGACAUACAGCUGACGAAUGUGAUAACUCAUUAACUUUUUAG
Molecule: messenger RNA, 6406 nt
Organism: Myzus persicae (green peach aphid)
Lineage: Eukaryota; Metazoa; Arthropoda; Insecta; Hemiptera; Aphididae
Product: CAP-Gly domain-containing linker protein 1-like
Exons: 19
Coding region: 515-6406 (1963 amino acids)
Source: RefSeq, a predicted model, not a curated record